CACAAGUCCUCACCGUACCCCUCACAGCAAGCCCACCUUGAGGCCCCUCAAUCCAAACAUCCCAAGCGUCGCCAUCCCUAGGCUUCCCACAAACAGUCAAAACCUCAUCGACAAACAGCGGCGCAAGGUUUUUAUAGUCAAUAUGUUCAACCCGUAGACCCAGGUCAUGGAAAUGUCGCUCCAGUACACUCAAAAGCAAUGUCAAUGUCAACGGCCCGUGGACUAGAAGAUUGCGAUACCCUUCUUCGUUUUGGGUAUAGUUUUUGUCAAGGUGGAUGGAGUGUGCGUUGAAUGUUAGCGCCGAGAAUCGGAAGAGGAGGGAUUUGUUGGGUGUGAUUGAGUGUCGUAGCGUUGCGCCGCCGGGGGCUAUUGUGUAGAAGGAAAGUGAGUUGGCACAGAGUCCAAACAGAACAGUCAAGAGCGAUGUCCUGCUCCGCAGAUAAUGUACAUACCUUUUACUAUCCGACCAGGAUCUCCAAAUAGCGCCUGGUCCGCCUUGAUCUCCGCUGCGCUCUUAGUCCGCAUGAAUAUAAGGUCUCGGUUCUCAAUCACCGCCGCCUCGCCCGCAAGCGCCUCAUCCUCCGUCCAUAUCCGGUGCCGCGUCUGGGCCUCGAAUUCACCUUCGGGUACUGUACCCAUGCGCCGCUCAAUUCUCACAAUCACUUUCUCGUCACCCUCGCGGCCCUUUACGGAUACAUUGCGGAUCGAUUCGAUGCACACGGCCCGCCGGCCAUCGAGCAAUGGGCUCGUAGCCGGGAAUCGCAGGUUCCCGCCGGCCCAGAGCCUUCGGUGGAAGGGGUCUCCCGGUGUAUGUAGGACGUCCGUGCCGUCUGGGAGUAAUUGCGACAGCGUUACUUGUGGCGGAAAGUAGAUUAGAUGGUGGGCGAGUGGAAGUGGAGAUGGGUUCGUUAUUGAAGGGAGACUCGUGUUUGUGUGUACGGGAGUAGACGCGGUCUUCGGGAGGAGAUCACAUAGUGAAAGAUUGAGUAGAUGCGAGGGCUGUGGGUGCAAGUAGUCGUAGAACAAGGGAAUUUUGCGCGUAGUCAGCUCAUGCUGUAGGCGCUCCGAGAGGGACGAGUAAGCACGGACUGUGUACCGCGCCAUAGCUCCCCCUCCUCGCGCAAAGAGCAAUGGCCGAGCUAGACACGUCGCCAUCAGCGGGAAAUGCAGAGCAAAACAGCCAGGAAGGCUAUCAGCUCUAGAUGCGGGGGAGAUGUGAAACCUCCGAUGGGCAUCUCCGAAUCUCCGAUUAACCUUCGAUAAACCUUCGAGUUUGCCUUGUUUGUUAACAAACCCGCACGAGGAUGCCCUCACCGCUCGGCGCAGAUCGCAAUGCGCUGCUGGAGACCUGUGAACUCAAUUGUCCGCGUCGUUUGCGCCAGACGUGGUCUUUCCUGUCAAUCUCGUCCAGCAUUCCUUUACAAAAUGCCCGCCAAUCGCUUGAAGGUGGCCUUCCUAGGUCCGCCGGCCUCAUUCUCGCAUCAGGCCGCUGCAGAGUCCUUUGAUAAGACGGACGCCGAAUUAAUCCCUCACGUCUCCUUCGCGGAUGCCUUUACGGCUGUGCAACAGCAAGUCGCCGAUUACGCGGUUAUUCCCUUCGAGAACUCGACCAAUGGCUCCGUUGUGCAGACAUUGGAUCUGCUUGCGGAUCGUAACGCCCUCUACACGGACAUCGAGGUCUGUGGGGAGUACUAUUUGACCGUGCACCAUUGUUUGCUCGUGCGCAAGGGCACGUAUCCAUCCGGUUGGGCAGGCUACGACGGCUCCAUCACAAAGCUAUACACACACCCACAGGCCUGGGGCCAAUGUGAUAAUUUGUUAUCGCAACAUUUCAGGGGCGUCGAAAGACAAGAUGUCUCGUCAACCUCCAAAGCCGCAGAGAUCGUUUCGAAAGAGACGGGCGAGCAUGCCGCAGCCAUCGCCAGCAAAUUUGCGGCCGAACAUCACGGUGUCGAUAUAUUGAAAGAGAACAUCGAAGAUCGCGCGGAUAAUACGACUCGCUUCUUGAUUUUCAGGAAUACUCGUGUUGAGCGUACUGCUCAACUUCAGUUCGAGCAACCGUCUACAUCCACUGCAGCGACGACGCGCAAGACGCUGAUCUCGUUUGCGAUUGACCAUUCUUCGCCGGGUGCUUUGGCGAAUGCGUUGCUUAUUUUCAAGGCUCAUGGAUUGAACCUUACGAGUAUCAAUACGAGACCGAGCUUGAAGCGUGCUUGGCAAUAUAUCUUCUUCGUCGAGUGUGGGCGCACACCAUCGGAUGAGAACAAAGAGGCUGUUCUUAAGGCACUGGAUGACUUGCGGCAUGCUACGGAGUUUUGUAGGGACUGGGGAUCUUGGAAGGAUCAGCUUUGAGUGUGCAGUGCAUUUACGGGGCUGUGACUGGUCGAUAAGAUUUUGGCUGUAUAUUUUGGGUGAUCAUAAAAAAGGGUCCAGAAGAUAAUAAGGGUGCUUAGAUCUGAUAUCCUUACAUUUUUAUAAAAGAAAUACAUUGUUUCGGGGUUACUACAGUGGGCGAAAGACCUCUC
This is a messenger RNA of Penicillium brasilianum, 2525 nucleotides long. The record is from the annotation of a GenBank genome assembly. NCBI's taxonomy places the organism in Eukaryota, Fungi, Ascomycota, Eurotiomycetes, Eurotiales, Aspergillaceae.